AUGCUGAAAAAUCGUCCUAAGAGCAUACCUGAGAGUCAUUUUCGCAAGUUAAUUGCUUAUUGGAGAACUGAGAAAGUUAAGAAAAAUAGGGCACAACAAAAAUUUAGGCAUCAAAAGGGACCAAUAAAUUUUGCAAGAAUACGUGCAAGAUUGGCUGCUUCUAAGGAAAAUAAUGAACCACCUACUCAAGCAGAAAUGUUUGUUGAGACUCGCCAAAGCACAAAGGGAAAAUCAUUGGAUGAAGACACUCUGGAUGUUAUUGCACAUUUGCAAGCUGAGAAUAAAAAGUCUAAAGAAUCAGAAAUUAGAGCUUUCCAAUCCAUAUUUGGGAAAGAGAAGACAGGGAGAGUGCGAUGUCACGGAAGAGUAACCACACCAACUUUGUUGAAGAAAAAAGAGGAAAUUGCCACCCUUAAGCAGUAACAUGCAACUGAGAAAGCAACAUUAGAGAAUAAGGUUGAUGUGAUGCAAAAAGAAGUAGAUGAACUAAAAUCGCUUGUUAAGAUGAUGCUGCAACAAAAAAACUCAGGAGUGGACCUUGACAUGUUAGUUGCUCAAUUAGGAAGCACUUUAGGGAAUCCGAACAAUGAUGCGCAUGAAGAG
Messenger RNA from Arachis ipaensis, 603 nucleotides. The record is from RefSeq and is a predicted model, not a curated record. Lineage: Eukaryota; Viridiplantae; Streptophyta; Magnoliopsida; Fabales; Fabaceae.